This is a messenger RNA of Naegleria lovaniensis, 1995 nucleotides long. RefSeq lists its product as uncharacterized. Gene Ontology annotation, molecular function: zinc ion binding. The record is from RefSeq and is a predicted model, not a curated record. NCBI's taxonomy places the organism in Eukaryota, Heterolobosea, Eutetramitea, Acrasida, Naegleriidae. The coding region runs from base 1 to 1995 and encodes 664 amino acids. The transcript is spliced from 2 exons.
AUGUCUCUCUCAUUCAUUUGUGAUUAUUUUGGUUUGACUAAGUUCCAACGAGGAAAAGAUCUUGAAUCUUCCAUUUAUGACGUGAUGGUGAAACUCAUUCCAGAAAAACCAAACUGUUUCAAAAUGUAUUCCAAGUGCACCAGUCAACAAGUGCCUCAAUAUGGACAAGAACCAAUCUUUUAUCGACAAGAAGUAUUAAUGAAGGACAAAAAGAUUAACAAAGCAGUGUGUACAUGUCCUGAUGGUUCUCAAGGUCGAUGUAAACACAUUUGUGCUGGUAUUUUGGCCUAUAUUUCAAUUCUUACAAGUAGAAAUCAAGGGGAUGAACAAAAACUUGAACAAAAACAAAUGAUUUUGAAAAGUGGUGAAUUAGAUUCACAGGAGCAUGCGAGUCAAAUGAAUGAACGUACACUCUCUCAACACUCUGUGUCUCCUCACUCCUCUUCCAACGUUCUACAGGCCUCCAAUACUACUCUCCAUGGAGACAUUGCAAGCUCUUCCAAUGAGCCAAAAAAGAAGAAGAAAACAUUACCUGCUUGGAUGGCGUUACAAUCAAAAUCAGAGGAGAAGGAAUCCAAGAAAAAGUCAUCCAAAGCACAAUCAGAACUUAAAAAACCAAAAACGAGUUUCUUUUUAUAUUGCGAUGAUCAUAGAGAACAAGUGAAGGAAGAAUUAGGUGGUAAAGUUUCUGCAUCAGAAGUGGCCAAAGAAUUGGGAAAACGUUGGAAAGAUCUAUCCACGGAAGACAAACAAGUAUAUAUCGAUAAACAAAAGGAAUUACAGAAAGAAUAUGAAAAACAAAAAAAAGGAAACACAAUGGACAACUCGACCUCUGAACCACUUACAACGACACGACGAGAAGACAACAAAAAGAAAGAACCACUUUCACAACAACGAGAUGAAAAUUCAGAACGCGUAUCUCAUAACAUUGCAAUGUUGAGUGAACCAUUCAUGAAAACAACUGAAGAUUCUCCUGGAAAAAAGAAACCUCAAUCCUUACUACCCAAGAAGGGACCGCAUCAAGUCGUGCCAAAUAUUCUUCACACAACGUUGUGUGUUAAAAAGGAAUUUCAAAAUGAUAAUGACGACGAUCAUGAUGACCGUUCUGCAUGCAGUAAUAUUUUCUUUUCCAAAUCGGGUAACACAGAAAUUCAUCCAACCACAAGCAACAACAACAGAUCAGAAUUCAAUCCUGUACUACGAAUCAAGAGUGAAGUAUCGAGUCCUGUGAAGAAUUCUCUGACAAACGAAAACAAAUUUACCUUACCUAACCAAUUCCCCAAGGCAAUUCCAUCUCCACAACAGAAACGAGAUGAUGUUGAGGUUGAAACAACACCUGCUGUCGAGGAUGAUGAUGACGAUGAUGAAAAUAUAUCCAUUAUGGACGUUUUCUUUUCAAAGAAGAAACGAAAGAACCCUCCUUCACCUCGUAUGGAAACAGCAAGAGACAUGGGUGUCGUGUCCACUCGAGGAGGAGCACGUCACUUGGAAUCUGUUAGUAGUACGAACAAGGAUCAAGAAGACGAUGAUUCGUUAUCGACGACUACUACUACUACUACUGCUACUAACACAAAUGUAUUCUUUUCCAAGUCCAGUAAGAAACCAAAGAAAGUCCAUGACCAACAAGAUACAACGAUCGGUACAGACUUUACAACAACAACAAUUGUGCAGAACCAUUCAUCUUCUCCUUAUUAUCAAUCAUCAAGCAAUACAACACAGAUGGUUAAUAAGCUCCCAAACAACAACAAUGCCACAGGCAAUGACGACGAAGAGGAAGAAGAAGACGAAUUGACCUUUCAACAAAUCUUUUUCAGCAAGUCCACCAAAACGUCCUCAUCCACUCGGCAGCACAACGUGGCCGAGUCUAAAAAACCAAUGACAGAGAAAGAUGUUGAAACAGUUCGUUCAACAACGAACUCUUCUGGUGGAGCAUCCUCUACCAAGAGCAAACAAACAUCCCUUAAAAGCAUGAUGGAUGCCUUCUUUGAUUUUUAA